AAGAGAUCACUGCACUCUGUUUAUUUUAAGAUGGAAUCAAAUUUUAACUAGACGUUGACUUAUAUAAAUAAAUAUUAUAUUUAUUUGUAUAUAUUUACAUUUACAUUAUUAAAGAUUUAUAUAUAUGAAUAAUUGACAUAAAUAAAUAAAGGAUAUACCAACAUACAUUUUUUUGAACGUCAUGGUUAGCAAACAUCAACAACGAAGAAUACACUUCUCUAUACCUGAUCAUCCUCAUAAUCUUCACACGCGCAAUGAAGUGAUGAAACCUGCUUAUAUUUUUCGUGAUCGAAUCAAUACUGUAGUCCAGUGGUUUGAUCAAUGGAACGACAUCGAGCAAACGAUAGCUUGCUAUUCUUUACUCAAAAGAUUAGGAUCUACCCAAGCACGUUUCUUGUCGCUUGUGCUGGAACACACAUUUCGAGAUAGUGCUUAUGAGGUUGGCAUUUUUGAAGAAGAAGCCAAUGCCAAAGAAUUUCUUCGAGGGUUAUGUCAUGAAAGUAAAGAAGUCGCAGUUCAACAGCUUCUUCUUCAUCUUCCACUGUUGCAUCCUGGGAAUGACGAAGCUCGCCAUGAGUACUUGAAGUUGCUACCGAAGAUUUUAUCGCAUUCGUUAGAAUAUUCCAUACACGAAGAGGAGUGCAAGCAGCUGUUGUCGCUGGCGUUAGUUCACCCUGCAUUUGUACCUGAAGAACGUAACUCCCUGACAUGGUGGCUUGGCCUGCUUGAAGAUAAAGGUGAAAAGAUGAGACCACCGCCCGGCUUUAAUGCAUCAGCGAUGAAUGCUCACUCGCCACUACACGAGACGAAAUCAGCUUAUGAAUUGGGAUGGGGAAACAGCAAAACUAGCCAUCGACACCAACCCAUCACUAACACUUAUUCUUAUAAAUCGCCAUCACUUCUCAACGGAUGGAAGGGACAACUUGCACAGAGGGACUCUGGAAUCUGCACCUCCUUUGACAACGGUUCUAACGCAUUAGAAUUUCCUGCUAGUAAAGGUGCACGCCACGAAAGCGAUAUUUUAGAGGAAUUAGGACCACGUGCAAUUCGGUCCAGAUCUUUUCCUGCCGACCCUGAACGUCACAUGCCAGUUUCACCCCAGUCCUCCAUAGAUAGCGACGAAGAAAAUGCAUUGCGAAAGAUGAACAGCAUGACAAACCCCAAUGCAAAUCCUGGAAUGAAAGAUGUUCCUAUGUGGCUUAAAAGCUUGCGUCUUCAUAAGUACUCUCACAUUUUCAACGAUUUGACAUACGAGGAAAUGCUGGAACUGAACGAUGAAUACUUGGAACAGAAAGGAGUGACGAAAGGCGCGCGCAAUAAAAUUGUGUUGUGUGUACAAAAAAUCAAGGAAAGAAAGAGCACACUUUUACAACUUGAAAAGGAGGUCUUACAACCAGGGCGACUCCCGUUUGUUUUACAAGAACUAAAAACUAUACUUAUGAGCCCCAUACGGCCGCCAAAAAGUUCCGAACUUAAAGAAAUCGAAGAAGGUAAAGACCCAUCUGCGGAGGAGAACCAAAAAGAGAACGACAGCGAAGAAGAAGACGAGGAAGAAGACCUUCCGUCAGAAAUUUGUCGUGUCAUGGGUAAAGCAUGCACGCAGAUCUUGGUCGUGGCACAGCCAGACGAGGAGUGUUGUCUCACUUACCUCGGUUUAUUAGACCGCGUGUUGUCUCAUGAAGCUUUUUCGCAAGGCGAUAAAAGAAGGCUGCAAUCGUGGAAAGCGCAAUGUCAAAAAUUGGCCAGACAAUUAGCUACAAAUAGAAAACUUGCCGGAAUCGAAAAAGGACCUAAAAAUUGGUAUGAUCCAUUUGGUAAUGGUACAGCCCUGGGUCGUCGACGUUCUACAAACCGCACGAGUUCUUUAAAGGGCGGCUCAAUGAUGCAUAUACCUGGCCCAAGAGCAGGUCCUCUAGUGGCAACCCAAAGCUUGCAUAAGAAGUUAAGCUCGACAAAUAGUUACCAUAACAACAUGAUGAAGGGAGGACAUCAGUCGCUUAGUCGUGCCAAAUCUGCUCCAAUCCGUUCGAAUGUUGUGUUACAACCACCACAGUUAGCUCAACAAGAUCCGGAAGGUCUUGAUAAACGUCUGCAAACACUGUGUGUGAGCAUGACCAACCAUGCAUUGGACGAUUUGUAAAAGUCCAAUCUGAAGUGUCAAUACAUCGGAAUAGUCAUUAGUUUUACGUAGGCUGGAGCCUCGUUGUUGUCCGGAACGACAUCAAGUGUAAUAAAUAAUUAAUUACAAUCAAGUCGAUGCCAGGUGCAGCGUCAUUCUUUAUAUCCAGUGAAAUGAUUUGCUACAUUUAUUCAAAGAAUUCGUUCUUCAUAAGUUUUCACGUUUUUUUAACCAAAAGGACAUUUGUUAUGUUGUAUUAACAGACAGAGCGUUUACUGCUCUCCGUCGUAGAGUAUAUUACGCUUUCUUAGCAGUUUUAUUUUCCAAGGAAAAGUGUUCAAAUUAUUCCGCGUCAUUAUAUUUGUAAUGCUUUAUAUCGUAUGUAUUUUUUGAGCUGCCUGCUCAGUUCUCUGUCUAUUUAUACGGUAAACGAGCUUAAAUCUGUUUAUUUGGACUUUUGCAAGCAUCAAGGGGCUUGUUACUUUUUCCUUUUAAACUUAACUUUCUUUCUUACGUUCAGUCGAGCUACUGCGAAUAUGUGUUUUUCCAAUAGCUUUGUUUCGCAUGCAUUUAUGUAGCUGGUCUGCAUUUUUACAGUGUUACAAAGUAUUUCCUUGUUCACUCUGCCCUAGAGAAUAUACUGUUUAAUUUUAUUAUAUUUCUUUUUGUUCAUUCGUGUUUUGUUGUUUACUUUUUAUGGCGUUCAUCCUUUUUUUCUCAUGUUCCAUUCAGUUGUUGCACUCCUUCGUACUGUAGAGAAGGAGUCGACCUCUUGCUCUGCUGGUUACUUGUGUAUAGUUUGUGGAGAUAUUGAAUGAAUUUUUACGAAGCUUCAGGAUAUAGAAAGCAGAUUACUAUGGUGUUGAUUACCUUAGUGAAAAAAAGUUAUGUUUUAUCACAUUCUGCUUGCCAUGUAUAGUUCUAAAUAACUUGAAGUAAAAGUCAAUUUAAACUUA
This is a messenger RNA of Hydractinia symbiolongicarpus, 3075 nucleotides long. Its product is annotated as protein Smaug homolog 1-like. Lineage: Eukaryota; Metazoa; Cnidaria; Hydrozoa; Anthoathecata; Hydractiniidae. The transcript has 10 exons. The coding region runs from base 182 to 2140 and encodes 652 amino acids. The record is from RefSeq and is a predicted model, not a curated record. Gene Ontology annotation, cellular component: P-body. Gene Ontology annotation, biological process: regulation of mRNA stability; nuclear-transcribed mRNA poly(A) tail shortening; negative regulation of translation. Gene Ontology annotation, molecular function: mRNA binding; protein binding; translation repressor activity.